Molecule: messenger RNA, 1623 nt
Organism: Dictyostelium discoideum AX4
Lineage: Eukaryota; Evosea; Eumycetozoa; Dictyosteliales; Dictyosteliaceae
Exons: 1
Coding region: 1-1623 (540 amino acids)
Molecular function (GO): zinc ion binding
Source: RefSeq, a predicted model, not a curated record
AUGAUUUCCAAUAAAUUAUUUAAAGCCAAUAAAAAUAAUAAUAAUAAUAAUAAUAAUAAUAAAAAUAAAUGUGUUACACAUAAAGAUAAAACAAUUAAAUUUCUUUGUGUAGAUUGUUCAAGUGACCCAGUUUGUAAUUCUUGUGUUGUUUCACCAAAACAUAGAGGUCAUACAUUUGAUGAAAUUAAAUUUGAAAAUACAAAUUCAAUAUUGGAAGAAUUUAAGAAUCAACUUUUCCCAAAAUUAAACGAAUGUUACAACUCGGAUCAAGUAUUAUUAAAACAAUCCAAUUUAGAUUUUAAAAAGAUUGGAGAUGAACAUGAAACAAAUGUUAAAUUAUUACAAGGUGUAAUUAAUCCAAUACAAACUUUACUCGAUACAAUUUUAAAUGAUGGUAUUGAUCAGUUACUUACAAUUUUCGAUCAAAAUCAAGAUAUUAACAAACAAAUAUCUUUUAAUGUUGAAAGAAAUAAUAAUUUAACUGAUCAAAUAAUUAAAAGCCAUAAAGUUGAAGAAGAUUUAAUCUUAAAAUUACAAAAACAAAGACAAAGACAAUUACAACUAGAGCAAGAGCAAGAACAAGAAAAACAAAAACAACAACAACUACAACAAGAACAAGAACAACAACAACAACAGCAACAGGAGCAAAUUCCUCAAGAUCAACCACCACAAGAUCAACCACCUCAAGAUCAACCACCUCAAGAUCAACCACCACAGGAUCAACCACCUCAAGAUCAACCACCUCAAGAUCAACCACCUCAAGAUCAACCACCUCAAGAUCAACCACCUCAAGAUCAACCACCUCAAGAUCAACCACCACAACCUCAACCCCAACAAGAUCAACCACAAGAAGAUCAACAACCAGAAAUUAUUUUUAAAAAUUAUAAUAUUAGAGAAAUGUUUGAAAAUAAUGAGCACAUUGAAUUAAUAAAAGAUUAUCAACAAUCUAAAAUUUUAUUAUCGGAAGAUACAAAUAAUUAUAGAAAGGAAAUAUUAGAUGAUUAUAGAAGUUCAACUGUUACAUUGAAUCAACAAUCUAUUGAUUCAAUGAAGGAAUUAAUGAAAUCAAUAUUUAUCAUUCAUUCUAAAUCUAUCAAUUUUGCUAAAAAACCAAAAAGAGUUCAAUUUGGUGAUAAAGUUUUCACCUAUUAUAAUAAGGAUGAAAAUAAUGGUAUCAUCUCAACUGAGAUCACUCAUUUAGCUAUUCCAUCAAAUAGUAAUAUAAAAAUUAUUGAAGGUGGUGCCUAUAUACCAGCCAAUGUAAAACACUGUUUAUUAUUAGAUGGAUUUAAUCAACCUUUGGAACCAGGAUUUUUGGCACCCACAAUAACUCAUCUUCAUAUUUGCACCAUCAAAACACCUUUAUUAGUUGGCUCAAUUCCAAAUGGUGUAACUGAUUUAUUUCUUCAUGAUGGAUUCUCUGAACCAAUUAGCCAAGAUAUCAUUCCUCCCUCUGUACAAAAUCUUUAUUUGUGUGAUAUAAAAUUACCUUUUAAAUCCCCAAAUUCAAUACCAUCCACUGUUGCUACAAUCAUUAAAACUGAUACCUUCAAACAUUUUAUAACACCAAAAGGAAAUAAUCAACCCUAUCAAUCCCCAGUCUUAACUUUUUUAAAUGAUUAA